Dujonia railenensis is the source of this 4119-nucleotide messenger RNA. The record is from the annotation of a GenBank genome assembly. NCBI's taxonomy places the organism in Eukaryota, Fungi, Ascomycota, Pichiomycetes, Serinales, Debaryomycetaceae.
AUGAGAAACCUUGUUACUCUUAACAGAGGGAAGAUAGCUCCAGAGUCAAGGACGUAUCCAGACCUAUUGGUCGUGGAUGCUGUUUUUGAUUCGGUUACCGAUAGUAUCACUUACAUUCUAUCGUCUUUGGAAUCUGGGAUGAUCGAGGUGCAACAAUUCAUGAAGACAGGAGAGGUCAAUGUACUUGCUUCUUUCCCAGCUCCAGUACAGCAGGCCAAACAGGAAAAUGAACAGGAAAUUGAUAUUUUGUCAUUCAACCACUUCGUUGAUACUUGCCAGUUGAUUUUCGUGUUUAAAGGUGGUGAUAUCAUUACAGCUACUUACGACCCUGCCCAACCAGAUCCAGAAACCACCAUUGUAGAGAUUGUUGGAUCCAUUGAUGUAGGCCUUUUAGCAUCCACCUGGUCGCCAGACGAAGAAACCUUAUCUAUAGUCACAGGAGAAUUAAACGUCAUUUUAUUGCUGCGUCAAUUUGAACCAAUCCAUGAGAGAAAGCUAAACCCUAAGGACGUCUACAUAAGUGAAGAAAAGCAUGUUUCAGUUGGUUGGGGUAAGAAAGAAACUCAAUUCACUGGUAAGGGUAUGAGGGAGAAGGAAAGAGAAAGAGACCUUCUUCGUGAUCCAACAGUUUCCGUAGUAGAGAAGGGUGUACUCUCUGAUUUCGAUUCACAAGCUGUUUCAAUCUCUUGGAGAGGAGACUGCGAGUAUUUUGCAAUUUCUACUAUAGAACCUGUUUUAGUGGACGAAACUCAAGAGAAAUUGCAUGAUCGUAGAGUAAUUAGAGUGUUUACCAGAGAUGGGGAAUUAGAUAGUGUUUCUGAGGCUGUUGAUGGGUUGGAGCAUAAUGUCUCAUGGAAGCCUCAAGGCUCACUUAUUGCUUCCACCCAGAGACAUAUGAAAGAAGAUGAAGACACCGGAGAAAGCUAUCCUUGUUUGGAUCUUGUUUUUUACGAAAGAAACGGAUUAAGACAUGGUGAAUUUGACACUAGAUUGGACCCAGUCACGGGAGAGGUUUCAAAUUUACAUUGGUCUUGCGAUCUGGAGGUACUUGCAUUUCAACUUGAUGAUAAGGUACAAUUGUGGACCACCAAGAACUACCAUUGGUAUCUUAAGCAAGAGAUCACUGUCCCAGAAGGAAUAUUGUUCUUGAAAUUUCACAGUGAGAAGCCAUUGCAUUUAAUGAUAGGAAGUAAGAAAGGUAGAAUUGAGGUUAUUGAUUUAACCACGAAAAUUACCACGGGACCAACUACAUUAGGUAAGGACGAGGGUAUGGUGAUGGUUGUCGAUGGAAGUACUAUGAAAUUGACCCCGUUGGCAAUUGCCAAUGUGCCACCUCCAAUAAGUUUCAGAGAAAUUGAUAUACCUUCGAAUAAUAACAUCACUGAUAUUGCUUCAGGGGAGACAAAUCAGAUAUUUGCUGCACUCUCUAGUAAUAAUGAAAUACAUUUAGUCUCAAUGGAUCUCAAAAGCAAAACCAAACAACCCAAAAUUAUAGGUCACAUUGAAAGCUACAACUUAAUCGAAACCGAAGAUGAAUUUGCAAAACAAAUUGCCUUCGCCCAUGAUAAUUUAUUAGCUGUAGUCGUUGACAAUACAUUUGGCUCCAGAGUUGUCUUAUUUGACGUAACCGACCCAGCUGAACCCAUGAUUGUUGAUAACCAUGAUAUUAACAGUAAAGUUGUUUUAAUUAAGUCACAGUCAGAUUUCGAAGCUAUUGCAUUUGAGACUAUAGAUGGAAGAGUGUUCCAAAUCGGUGGAAUUGAGGAGAGUACACCAAAGGAAGUUACAAGAUUCCCUCAACUCUGCCGUGACUUUGAAUUAGCCUACGUCGAGAAUAAUGAUGAGAGUAAUUUUGUUGCUUUCGGUAUUUCUGUGAACGGAAAGCUUUUUGCAAAUGAUAAACAAGUCGCAAGUGCUGUAACUUCACUUAAAAUUACCGAGUCUCAUAUAUUAUUCACCACCGCCCAAUCUCAACUUUGUUUUAUUCAUUUGAAAUCAGCCGAUGGUAACUUUGAAUACGACAUUUUCCAGCAGGCACAGCAAGCACAACUUCAACAACAACAACAGCAACAAUUGAUGGAUCCUAAGAAUCAUACUAAUAUUGCCAUAGAUGAAAGAAUGAGAAUGAUUGAGAGAGGAUCUAUACUCAUCUCAGCAAUGCCUUCUAAAUAUUCAGUCGUGCUAGAAGCUCCAAGAGGAAAUUUAGAAACUAUUUGCCCAAGAAUCAUGGUCCUUUCAGGAGUCAGAAAGUUCAUCAAAGCUUUGAAAUAUAAGGAAGCAUUCUUAGCAUGUAGGACACAUAGAAUUGACUUGGAUAUUUUGCAUGACUAUGAUCCAGAGCUAUUUUUCAAUAAUUUGGAGAAUUUUGUCAAUCAAAUAAAGAAAGUGGAACAUUUGGAUUUAUUCGUUAGUUGUCUACACGAGGAAGAUGUAGCUAAAACUAAAUAUAGAGACACAGUGGAUGAGGCUAAUGAUGAUCAAGCACUCUUAGAGAGCAAAGUGGAGCAAUUAAUGAUUUCUCAGAAGCUGCAGUCACCAUCGCCUGCCCCAGCACCACCUACUCAAAAUACUCUCAAAAAGAUGAUUAUUAAUCUGAGAGAUGAGUCAAAGGAUCCUUCUUCCAAGAUCAACAGAAUCUGUGAGGGAAUUCUCUCAGUUCUUGUAAAACCUGAGUAUUUUUCAACAUAUCUUCAAACAAUUAUUACAGCAUAUGCAUGUGAGAAGCCAGCAAAUUUAGAAGGUGCAUUGGAAUUGAUUAGUAACAUAAAGGAUAAUGAAGAUCAAGUCGAUCAGACUGUAACUCAUCUUUGCUUCUUACAAGAUAUCAAUAAAAUCUAUAAUACUGCAUUGGGAAUUUAUAAUGUCAAGCUUGCACUUGUGAUUGCACAAAAAUCGCAAAAGGAUCCAAAAGAGUAUCUACCAUUCUUACAAAACUUGCAUGUACAAGACGAGUUGAGAAGAAAGUUUCUCAUUGACGAUUUCCUCAAAAAGUAUGAAAAGGCAUUAUCAUGGUUAUUUGAAAUGGGAGAAUCUGCCUAUGACGAAUUUGAUGAUUUUGUUUGCCAACAUGAUUUGUAUAAGAAUGCACUUUCCAUUUAUAGAUAUGAUAACGAGAGAUCGAAUGUCAUAUUACAACUUUAUGCCGAAGAUUUAAACGCAAAGCAACAAUUUGCUGAGGCUGGUUUGACAUUUGAAUACUUGGGUAAAUGGGAUGAUGCUUUGGAAAAUUACAUUUUGGCUAAGAAGUGGAGAGAAGCAUUAAAUAUUGUUCAAUCAGAUAGCCACAAGGAAAAGCUUCAAAGUACUUGUGACAACCUUAUUUCUUCUUUAACAGAAGAACAUAAAUAUAAAGAUGCAGCUGAAAUUGAAUUUUAUUUCUUAGGUCAUAUCGAGGAAGCAGUUAAAUUAUACUGUAAGAAUUACUGUUAUGAAGAGGCAAUUUUACUAAGCAAUAAGGAGGGUAGAUCAGAACUUAUUACUGAGAUAGUUGAUGUUCAAUUAGGUGAAGGAUUUGGAGUAAUUGCAGAACUAUUGGCCGAUUGUAAGAGUCAAAUGAAUUCUCAAUUAAGAAGACUUAGGGAGCUUAGGCAAAAGAAGCAAGAAGACCCAUAUUCAUUUUAUGGAAUUCCAAACGACGAUUUGGAUACUCCAGAUAAUGUAUCUAUUGCUGCUUCAGAGACUUCGACAACACCUUCAUUCUUCACUCGUUAUACUGGUAAGACUUCUGGAACUGCCAAAACAGGAGUCUCCAGAAAAUCUUCAAAGAAUCGUAAGCGUGAAGAAAGAAAGAGAGCAAAGGGUAGAAAGGGAACGAUUUAUGAAGAAGAAUAUCUUAUUAAAUCGGUUGGUCGUCUUCUUGAAAGAUUAGAUCAAACAGAAACCGAUGCUGUAAGAUUAAUUGAAGGAUUGAUUCGUAGGCACUCAAAGGAACAAGCUUAUCAGAUUCAAAAGAAUUGGAUAGAAUUAACUGAUUUCUUGAAGGAGAAUAUUGUUGAAAUUCACAACAUGAGCGAAAGAGACAGAGAAAGAAUAGAUGAUAAUGGUGAAGUCUAUCUUAUGGACGAAAUCCCAGUGCCUAAGAUUCGGGAAUUCCCCAAGAAGGCUACCUUGGAUUACUAG